AUGACCUUGCCGUGGUAUGGGGCGCUGCCACGGUCGACCAUCAUGUUUCCCCUUCCUUUUUAUAAGAUCACCAUGUCUGCCACGGUGGACGGUGAUCGUAAGAAACAGAUGGAGUCUUUCAAUCAAAAAACCUCAAUGGACAAGCAGUCCCUAAAUGCAAAGGAAGCUAUAGUUUCCACCUCCAAAUCUGGAUCAAACCAGGUUUCUUUUAGUACGACGGAAGCUGGGAUAACUAAACCUAGUGGAAGUGUCAGUACAUCGAAGCCCUUCACGGCUAGCCCAGUUCGUACGGCGGAAGCUGGUGCUGAGGACAAACCUGGCAACAGCAGAAGUGGCGGUACUCGCAACAAAACUACGGCCAAGAAGUCAAUUUCCUCUACCACCAAUACCGGGACUAGCCCUGGUAAAGGUGGCAAAGCUGAGUCUGAGACUGAUACCUCCGCAGUAGCAGAGCCUGCACGGCAUGGCUACAAGGAGAGACGUGCUGCCUUCAGGCUACUGGAGCGCCUGAAAACGAUUCCAGAGGGGGAGUGGUCUGUUAAACAGAAGCACUCAUUUAGCUGGGCGACAAGGGUAACGGAGGAGUCCCCUCGGGGUUCUGAACCGAACCCAAAACGUCAGUUGUCGGACGACCCACCCAGCAACCCCAGCACGUUGAAGAAGCCCCGAAUCAACAAGACUUCUCCAGCUACGUACAGCGAAGCUGUCAAAGGCCAACAGCUAUGGGCGGUGGUUGAUAAAAGCAACCCUGACGGCACUAUUUCGCCUGACAAUUGGAAGAAAGUGGAAGCCAGGCUCUCAAGCGUCUUCUUCCAAAUUCUGAAGGAGAAUCCUGGUCCAGCUCCUUUCUGUCGCGAUAGUGGAUGGCAUCAGAGUCAUGUGAAGCUAAUCGCCUGUGCCGAUCAGAGAUCCACUGAUCUAUACAAAAUAGCCAUCUCAAGGAUUGGCGAAGUAUGGCCUGGGUCUAAAUUCGAGGUAAUUUCAAGGGAUGAUAUCCUUAGUUUACCAAGAGCUAGGGCCUGGUUACCAGCGGAGCCAUCAGACCCUCAACGAAUCCUUGAAAUGCUUCGGGUAUGCAAUCCAGAGCUUCCUACAUCGUCUUGGAAGGUCACAAAGCUGGACGAUCCCAAGGGCGAGUACCGAAGCGCUACUUUCGUAGUCUGCAAGGACUCGGUGGACGCACUGGCGCGAUCUGACGGUGUAGUUAGCUAUGGGUUUUCGUCCAUAACUCUGAGGGUCUACAAUAAGGACAAGGCACCUAACUUAAAGGACCCGGUUGGAGCUGAGAUAGGCCCCAUGGCGGAAUCUGGCUCCGGUCCUAACACUGCUACAGCGCUACGGAAGGCAUCUGCUGACGGCAGUAUCUCUUCCUUGUUAGAUAGAGUACUUGAUACUACUCUCACUGAUGAGGAAGAGCUACUGGCGUCAGAUUCAGAUGAGCCCAACAAAACGGUGGUGGAGAGGAAGCCCAGUAACCAUGAUGUUACGGGUUCUUCAGAUUAACCUUCACCACUCAAAGGUUGCGUCCGCCAACCUCAUAAUCCACCUGGCCAAAGGUGGACAUCAUAUUGUCCUGAUUCAAGAACCAUGGGUAACACAUGGACUUGUGUGCGGACUAAGGACUCAAAAAUAUAAGCUGAUGUAUGCUCGCAACAAAGCGACACCGAUCAAUUGACCAUUAGCCUGGAGUCGGGAAAUGAACGGAUGUGGCUAUCUUCCUGUUACCUCGCACAUGACCACGAGGAGC
Molecule: messenger RNA, 1747 nt
Organism: Anastrepha ludens (Mexican fruit fly)
Lineage: Eukaryota; Metazoa; Arthropoda; Insecta; Diptera; Tephritidae
Exons: 2
Coding region: 1-1503 (500 amino acids)
Source: RefSeq, a predicted model, not a curated record